CCAAAUAUUUCCACUCCUAAAGGCUUCUGGGUAAAUAAUAGUUUGGAGGAACAACCAGGAGCAGGAGGAGGGAAAAUGUCGCGCUACUCUGGAAAGAUAGUCUUCUACGAGGGCAAAUGCUUCACUGGUCGUAAGAUGGAGCUGUGCAGUGACUGUGAUAACUUUCAGGACCGUGGUUUCUUGAACAGAGUGAAUUCGAUUCGCGUUGAGAGCGGAGCCUUCAUCUGCUACGACCACCCAGACUACAAGGGACAGCAGUACAUCUUGGAGCACGGAGAGUACCCGGAAUACCAACGAUGGAACGCCCACAAUGAUCACAUGGGCUCCUGCCGGCCAAUCAGAAUGCACGGAGAGAAUUAUCGUCUGGAACUUUUCGAGGGGGAAAACUUCAGCGGAGAAUGUGUGGAGCUGUGUGAAGACUGCCCGUUUCUGAAAGCGCGAUUGACCAAGGACUGCGUCAACUCCAUUAAAGUCUAUGGAGACGGAGCUUGGGUGUUGUACGAAGAGCCGAACUACCGCGGUCGCAUGUACAUCGUGGAAAGAGGACAUUUCAGCUCCCCAAAAGAUUGGCAAGGCGAGAACCCGAGCAUCCAAUCUGUCCGAAGGGUGGCCAACUAUUUCUAACUCUUUCACUGCAUUUGGGAGUGAUCUAUGCCUCCAAUUCUCCAAGACUCUGUGGGCCCGUAAAGUAAAUAAACACUCCUCAAAUGGUC
Messenger RNA from Periophthalmus magnuspinnatus, 713 nucleotides. RefSeq names its product gamma-crystallin N-A-like. Gene Ontology annotation, biological process: lens development in camera-type eye; visual perception. Bases 76 to 624 code for a protein of 182 amino acids. The transcript is spliced from 4 exons. The record is from RefSeq and is a predicted model, not a curated record. Gene Ontology annotation, molecular function: structural constituent of eye lens. Lineage: Eukaryota; Metazoa; Chordata; Actinopteri; Gobiiformes; Gobiidae.